Molecule: messenger RNA, 2837 nt
Organism: Cariama cristata (Red-legged seriema)
Lineage: Eukaryota; Metazoa; Chordata; Aves; Cariamiformes; Cariamidae
Product: low-density lipoprotein receptor-related protein 2-like
Exons: 12
Source: RefSeq, a predicted model, not a curated record
AUGGAUGGCAAAAUGCGAACAGUGAUUAUUAACAACAAAAUCUACUGGCCCAAUGGACUCUCCAUUGAUUACCCAAAUAAACUUCUCUAUUUUGCUGAUGCUUAUCUUGAUUAUAUUGAUUUUUGUGAUUACAAUGGAAACAACAGACGACAGGUGGUUGCAAGUGAUCUGAUAUUGCAGCAUCCACAUGCUCUAACUGUCUUUGAAGAUUUUGUAUACUGGAGUGACCGCUACACUAAUCGAGUAAUUCGGGCCAAUAAAUGGCAUGGAGGAAACCAGACAGUUAUGAUUUAUAACAUUCACCAGCCUUUGGGGCUUGUGGCAGUCCAUCCUGUAAAGCAACCUAAUGUUGAACAUCCUUUCCUUAUUGCUGUAAGAGAUAAUAUAAUUUAUGGAAUUUCUCUGAACCCUGAGGAGAAGACAAAUGAUGCUAUGGUUCCAAUAGCAGGAGUUCAAAAUGGUGUUGAUGUUGACUUUGAUGACUCCGAACAGAUGAUUUAUUGGGUUGAAAACCCGGGUGAAAUUCACAGAGUGAGGUCAGAUGGAGCCAACAGGACAGUUUUUGCUCCUGCAGCUGUUAUUGGUGCUCCUAUUGGCCUGGCAUUGGACUGGAUAUCUGCAAACCUGUAUUACAGUAACCCAGGGACACAGUCAAUUGAGGUCCUGAAGCUGCAUGGUGACGUAAUGUACAGGAAAACACUGAUUACCAAUGAUGGCACUUCUCUGGGAGCUGGCACACCAAUUGGUUUGACAGUUGAUCCAGCGAGAGGGAAGCUGUACUGGACAGACCAGGGAACUGACAGUGGAGUCCCAGCAAAGAUUUCCAGUGCAAGCAUGGAUGGAUCAGGCAUACAAACCCUCUUCACUGGCAACCUUGACCAUGUAGAGUUCAUUACCAUUGACAUUAAAGAACAAAAGUUGUACUGGGCUGUCACAAGCACAGGAGUGAUUGAGAAAGGCAAUGUGGAUGGUACAAAUCGUGUGACUCUGGUGGUUCAUCUUUCUCAUCCAUGGGGAAUUGCUGUGUAUGAUACCUUUCUAUACUAUACUGAUCGAGAUUAUGAAGUUAUUGAACGAGUUGACAAGUCCACUGGAGCAAACAAAGUAGUACUGAGAGAUAAUGUCCCAAGACUGAAGUGCCUACGUGUAUAUUAUAGAGACAAUUCUGCUGGUUCGUCAAAUGGCUGCAGUAAUAAUAUUGGAGUUUGCCAGCAGCUUUGCCUGCCUGUACCCGAUGGAUUAUUCUCCUGUGCCUGUGCUACUGGCUUUCAGCUAAAUCCUGAUAACAGAACCUGUUCCCCUUACAGUUCAUUUGUAAUUGUUUCUAUGCUUUCUGCAAUUAAAGGAUUUAGUUUAGAGACCUCUGAUCACUCUGAAGCCAUGGUACCACUGGCAGGAAGAGGACGAAAUGCACUUCAUGUGGAUGUUCACAUGCCUUCUGGUUUCAUUUACUGGUGUGACUUCAGUAGCACAAUUUCUUCUCAGAAUGCAAUACGUAAAAUUAAACCUGAUGGUUCUUAUUUUAGAAAUGUUGUUACAAAUGGAAUAGGACGAAAUGGGAUCCGUGGCAUUGCAAUUGACUGGGUAGCAGGAAAUCUUUAUUUUACAAAUGCAUUCCUGACAGAGACUUUUAUAGAAGUUUUGCGUUUAAACACAACUUACCGCCGUGUUUUGCUUAAAACUACCAUAGAUAUGCCAAGGCACAUAGUAGUUGACCCAAAAACCAGGUAUCUAUUCUGGGCAGAUUAUGGGCAAAAUCCGAAGAUUGAACGUGCGUUUCUUGACUGCACCAACAGAACAGUUCUUGUGUCUGAGGGCAUUGUCACACCUCGUGGGUUGGCCAUAGAUCACAGCAAUGGCUACAUUUAUUGGGUGGAUGAUUCCUUAGAUAUGAUUGCAAGAAUUCAACCUGAUGGUGGUGAUGUUGAAAUUGUGCGUUAUGGCAGUCGCUAUCCAACUCCGUAUGGUAUCACUGUCUUUGGAAAUUCUAUGAUCUGGGUGGAUCGGAACCUGAAAAAAGUCUUCCAAGCCAGCAAGGAGCCAGGCAAUACUGAUCAGCCAACGGUAAUACGAGACAACAUUAAUUGGCUAAGGGAUGUUACCAUUUACAACAGUCAUUUCCAGUCACGUUCACCCCUUGAUGUCAACAACAAUCCUUGUUUGGACAACAAUGGAGGCUGUUCUCAUCUGUGUUUUGCCCUGCCUGACAUGCAGACACCCAAAUGUGGUUGUGCCUUUGGAACGCUAGGCAGUGACGGCAAGAGAUGUUCCAUUUCAACUGAUGAUUAUCUGAUUUUUGCUCUUGAGAAUGCCCUCAGAAGUAUCCAUCUAGAUCCUGAAAAUCACAGUCCUCCCUUCCGCACAGUCAAUGUGUUAAGAACUGCAGUGGCCCUGGAUUUUGACAGCAUAAACAACCGAAUAUAUUUUACACAAAGUUAUCCUUCAGGGACAGGAAGAAUCAGUUAUGUUAGUAUUUACUCAGGAAUUGGCUCUCCAACAAUAGUUGCAUCUGACCUGGGGACUCCAGAUGGCAUAGCCUUUGACUGGAUCAACAACAGAGUGUACUACAGUGACUACCUCAAUCAGACUAUCAGCUCAAUGGCUGUGGAUGGAUCUAACCGCACAGUGAUUGCUCGGGUUCCACGACCAAGAGCCAUUGUAUUAGAUCCCUGCAGAGGGUAUAUGUACUGGACUGACUGGAGUUCAAAUGCAAAGAUAGAACGGGCUACACUUGGAGGAAACUUCAGAACACCUAUUGUGAGCACCAAUUUGGUAUGGCCAAAUGGACUUACCCUGGACUAUGAAGAACAGCAGCUAUACUGGGCUGAUGCAAAUCU